AUGUACAACGGUAUCGGAUUAACCACUCCCCGGGGAAGCGGCACAAAUGGCUAUGUUAUGCGUAAUCUCUCGGCACUGCGUGUGCACGAGACUGCCGCAGACCGAGCUGCUGCCUGGGACGUAGCUCCCCCAAAGCACAGGGAACCGGACGAAGCUAUUUUGGAACACGAGAGAAAAAGAAAGGUUGAAGUCAAAUGUCUGGAGCUGCAACUACAGCUAGAGGACGACGGUCUGGAUGAAGCAACAAUCGAAACGAGAGUUGAUGAACUUCGCACAACUUUGAACAAGGAUUUGGCGUCACUCGCUCCAUCCGCAAAAAAAUUGAAGCCAUCUGAUACGCAUGGUAUCGCAGCUGCCAAAAAGGCUGAACUCGACAAAAUGGCCCGAGCACUGGGCACGAGAAGUAACUACACAGAGGGUGAUGCAUUCGACCGAGAGAAGCAGGAAGAAAACAAGAUGCGUCGUAUGGUCGAGCGGGAGGAGCGCGAGAGGAAACGUGAGGAAGACAAGUCGAAAUGGUUAGAGCAGAAGCAGAAGUGGGAGGCGGAUAAGAGAGAACGCGAUCGCUUGCGUCGGAGGGAAGAAGAUAGGAUAAGGAGA
Messenger RNA from Suillus subaureus, 600 nucleotides. RefSeq names its product cwf21 domain-containing protein. Lineage: Eukaryota; Fungi; Basidiomycota; Agaricomycetes; Boletales; Suillaceae. The transcript has 3 exons. The record is from RefSeq and is a predicted model, not a curated record. The annotation marks the transcript as partial.